Messenger RNA from Lytechinus pictus (painted urchin), 1463 nucleotides. Its product is annotated as paraneoplastic antigen Ma3 homolog. The transcript has a single exon. Gene Ontology annotation, molecular function: zinc ion binding; RNA binding. Bases 100 to 1374 code for a protein of 424 amino acids. Lineage: Eukaryota; Metazoa; Echinodermata; Echinoidea; Temnopleuroida; Toxopneustidae. The record is from RefSeq and is a predicted model, not a curated record.
UUCAAGAUUCUAUUCUGUGCUUGCAAGAAAUUGCUCUCUCUCUCUCUCUCUCUUCCAUUCAACUUUUGAUAUCAGUGUAUUGAUUGUUAUAUUGCAAAUAUGGCAUCAGUAAAGGGAGACUGUGUUGUUUUAGUUAGGCGAUUAAGUCCAACAACCACCGAAGAUAGUUUAAGGGAAUUUUUAGGAACGGUAGGGGACAUUUCCCAUAUCCAGUUCGGGAGGGACUGCUUAACUGGUGAAUUGACUGGCAAUGCACACUGCGCAUUUAGACAAUGUAGUGAAGCUGUUCAAGCAAUAGCGGAGCUAAACAAAAAGAGCCUAGAUGGCAACUCCAUUGAAAUAAUGGAAAUCCCAAAAUCAAAUCUUUUAUUUAGCAUCAAAUCUGAAUCCCCUCCAGAUAACACAGCCAGAACUCAAACUAUUAUUCAAAGUCCACUUAAGUUGUCCCUGUUCUCUGGUGAGCCCAAACCCAAGGGUGGGGAAGUACCCUUCGAAAUGUGGAAACAUGAAAUACGAUGUCUACAAUUGGAUGAUAACUGUAAUGCGCAAUCGCUAGUAAGGCUAGUUAGAAGGUCGCUGCGAGGAGAAGCCGGCCAGCUUGUCUUGAAUAUGGGGAUAGAUUCCUCUAUCGACCAAAUCCUUGACAAACUGGAAGGCUUCUACGGAACCGUGGAGUCAGGGGCUGUAUUGCUGCAGCAACUCUACUCCGCAAGGCAAGGAUUGGAUGAGUCCAUCACUGCCUACAGCGCGCGCCUCCAGCUGGCCAUUGAUAGGGUAGAGCAAAGGAAGGGUAUUUCCCCAACUGCAAAGGAUGAAACUCUUCGCGUGGUCUUUUGGAAGGGUAUGUCGGACGAGUCCCUAAAGCAGGCUAUCCGACAUAAAUACGAAGUAGUGACCUCCUUCGACGAACUAGUUCGUAUUGCUCGCCAGCAAGAACAAGAGAAUGGGGAAUUUCAGAAAUUCCAUGCCCCACAGCGCUCCCGCCAAAGAGUAGGUGGUGCUAAUGCACAAACUGUAGAUACAGAGGUAGAUUUAGUUAAAGAACUUCGAGAAGUAAAAAAUAAGCUAAAAGAGAUGGAGAUCAAUAGUUGUAGUUCUAAUGUUAGUGGUAGGCCUAACAAUGAUAGUAGUAAUAGUAGACCAUAUCGCCCUCGCCCGAGGGGACCGUGUUAUAAUUGUGGUCAACCUGGACACAUCGCUCGAGAGUGUCGUAUUCCUCCUCCUCCUCCCCCUGCUCACUAUCCGCCUCAUCCUUCUCAUUUUCCUUCUCCUCCUCCCCUCUUUCCUCCUAUACACUCUUCUUCCUCUAAUGUCUCUCCUCAAUACAACAGUCCUUUAAACGAAGGAAGACCUCUGCCGAGGGGCGGGCAGUAGGUCUAACUUCCUCUCAAAAGGCAGAGCGUACGAGUCCCCCUUCCAGUAGAGUACUGAAUAAGAUGAUAGGUAGGGCAACCGAAUCAGUA